Molecule: messenger RNA, 1173 nt
Organism: Dichotomopilus funicola
Lineage: Eukaryota; Fungi; Ascomycota; Sordariomycetes; Sordariales; Chaetomiaceae
Exons: 3
Coding region: 1-1173 (390 amino acids)
Source: RefSeq, a predicted model, not a curated record
AUGCAGCGCCAUCCAUUCCCCGACGACGACCCCCCCUUCCGCUUCGACUUCCGAACCGCCUCAACCCCCUUCCCCCAUGACCAAUACCCCCCUCGCGAACGAUAUCAACCCCGCUACACAUCCUACACAUCCUACCCACCCUCCACCCCCUACCAAACAAACCCAAAAAACCCAGCAAACUCCACCACCACCAGCCCACCCUAUCACACCCUCUCCCUAGUCAUCACUUUGACCCUCUUAUUUACUUACUACCGCCGCGACCUGGGCCAGUUGCUGCUGUAUUGGGCGUGGAGAGCGCUGAGAUUGAAUCCGUAUCCGUGGAUGGUGCCGGAGGUGUUGAGGGCGAGGGGGGGCGAUUGGUUACCUGGGGAGGGCUGUGGGAGGGAUUCUGAGACUGGGACUGAGACGGAGACGGAGACGGGGUCUAAGAGGGAGUCUAAGAGGGAGUCUAAGAGGGAGCACAAGCACAGCUGGUCCAGCUGCGGGUACAACACCCCCCAAGAAAAGGAGCAGCAAGAGGAGUCCAAGUACGAGCAGGAGCAGCAAGAGCGCAAGUACGAGGAGCAGCAAAAGUCCAAGUCCAAGUCCAAGUACGAGAAGGAGAAGGAGCAGCAAGACCGGUACUGGUCCACCCUCCACGCUUUACACCCUUCUCCCUCCCACUCCCCGCACAACCUCCCCACGCUAAUCCAUCUCCUCCUCACUUAUAUCCUCACCUUCCUCCUUCUCUCCCUCCUCCCUGCCUCAGUCGGCCUAGGGUUGUCCUCGCUGCUUGAUACCACGCUCGGCACGCCAUUGCGUAUUUAUAUCCGCCUCGCUGGGCUGUGCACCGCUCUCCGCUACAGCCUGCGCCUAGCGAAAGUAAUAUGGCGGAUAAGCUGGCUAGUAGCCCUCUGGAUAGCCGAAGUCGCCACCGAGGCAGGUCGGGAAUGGAUGAGGGUAGUGAGGGAGAACUGGAGGUUGGUAUGGGCCGGAUGGGGGGUUUGGUUUGGGUGGGUGGUGGCUAGGGGGGUGGUGGGGGUUGUGGAGGAGUGGAUGGGAUUGGGGGUAGGGGAGUAUGGGGAGGAUAGGGAUGGGUGGUUGGUGGAGGUGGGGUUGUCGCUGGUUGCUGGGGGGAUGUACUGGGUUGGGGAUUUGGUGAGGGAUUUGGCGAGGUGGUUGGGUCAGACGUAG